AUGAGAAGAAAUACAUUAAAAAACUAUGGAUUUAUUAAACCAAAAAGUAGAUUUAAUUUACUUCUUCUCGAACCUGGAGAACAAUACUUAAAUGACUGUGCAUGUACGUAUAUUGAUAAUAAUAGACAACGAGAAAUAAUAGGAACAUUAAAAAUAUGUUCAUUUUCAGUAUUUUUUGCAUCAAAUGAACAAUCAUUUCCAAUAAGAAGAAUUAAAUAUAAAGAUAUAAGUAAUAUUGAUAGAAUGAAUAAUAAAGAUAUAAUUAUUAUUAGGUCAAAUAAAUAUACAGAUAUGAAAGAAGAUAAUAUAUUAAAACCAUAUACAUUAAAUGAAGAAGAAAAAGAACAUAAAAUAGAAUUAAAAUAUGUAAAUUUUGAAGAAAUAUAUCAAUUAAUAAAUAGAAUGUAUAAAUUAAUUUUAAAUGGAGAUAAAGAAGAUAUAUAUGAAUAUAGUAAAGAAUAUAUUCAUUCAAGACUUAAUACAUUACAACCAAAUAUGAGUAUGUUUAAAAGAGUUGAUGAAAAAAUAUUAGAAAAUUGUUUUGCAACACAAAUAUUACCAUUAAUGGAAAUAGCAGGAAGAUUCAUAUUAACACAAUAUUCAUUUUAUUUUAUUCCAUAUGUUGAAGAAUCUAUUGUAACUAAAAGUGGAGUAUUAAGUGAAGUAGUUUAUUUAUUUAGAAGAAGAUAUAUUAUGCAACAUAAUGGAUUAGAAUUUUUCUUUCAAAAAUCAUCAACGUUUAUUGUUUUUGAAACAAAAGAAGAACGUAAUAAAAUAGAAGAAAUAAUUUAUAAAUCUACAAAAAUUAAAAUUAAAAGUGAUGAUGGUUCUCAAUUUAAUGAAAUUAUAAACAAAUGGAAAAAAAGAGAAAUAACAAAUUAUGAAUAUUUAAUUUAUCUAAAUUUUAUUGCUGGAAGAAGUUAUAAUGAUCUUACACAAUAUCCAAUAUUUCCUUGGGUAUUAUCAAAUUAUUCUUCUUCUUCUAUUGAUCUUAAUGAUUCAUUAAAUUAUAGAGAUCUUUCUAAACCAAUUGGUGCAUUAAAUCAAGAAAGAUUAGAAAAAUUAAGAGAAAGAAUGUUAGAAAUGACACCUCCUUUAUUCCUUUAUGGAACACAUUAUUCAACACCUGCAUAUGUUGUUUUCUUUUUAGUUCGUUUAGUACCUGAAUUUAUGUUACAUCUUCAAAGUGGAGUAUUUGAUAAACCUGAUAGAAUAUUUAGUAGUAUUGAUGAAUGUUGGAAAGGUGUAUUAAGUCAUACAAGUGAUGUAAAAGAAUUAGUUCCUGAAUUUUAUUCAAAUAUUAAUUUUUUAAAUAAUAAAGAACAUGUUUAUUUUGGGUUUAGAACUACUCAAGAUCUUAUUGAUGAUGUUAAAUUACCUAAUUGGGCUUCUUCUCCUCAACAUUUCUCUCAAAUAAUGAAAGAUGCUCUUGAAAGUGAUUAUGUUUCUGAAAAUUUAAAUAAAUGGAUAGAUUUAAUUUUUGGUUAUCUCCAACGUCCACCUGCUGCAUUUGAUGCUGAUAAUGUUUUUUAUCCUGCAACUUAUGAAAAUGAUUUUACUGAUCCAACUACUAGUGGCUUUAAAGAUCAAAUUCGUGAAUUCGGUCAAACCCCUGCUCAACUCUUUCAAAUACCUUCUCCUGAAAGAAAUUCUUCUCUUCAAAUUAAUUACCCUCUUCCUCCUAUUCAAGCCAUUGAUCUUAAUGAUUCAUUUGAUUCGACUCCUUUAAGUAUUAUUGAUUUUAAAUGUUCUACUACUCCGAAAACUCGUCAAGUCAUAGAAAUCAAAGGAUUAGAUAAACCUCUUAUCCUCGAAUCAGUUAACAUUGACUUGGAUGAACCAAAACAAUUCUCUCAACCAUCUACUUCUACUAAAUAUCAACAAUCUGAACAACAUAAAACUACUUCAGGAUUUUUCUCUUUUAAAGGAUUCUUUAGUGGAAAGAAAUAA
Molecule: messenger RNA, 1950 nt
Organism: Entamoeba dispar SAW760
Lineage: Eukaryota; Evosea; Mastigamoebida; Endamoebidae
Product: protein FAN, putative
Exons: 1
Coding region: 1-1950 (649 amino acids)
Source: RefSeq, a predicted model, not a curated record